Messenger RNA from Syzygium oleosum, 651 nucleotides. Its product is annotated as transcription factor PRE6-like. The transcript has 2 exons. Gene Ontology annotation, molecular function: protein dimerization activity. The record is from RefSeq and is a predicted model, not a curated record. Gene Ontology annotation, biological process: regulation of growth; regulation of DNA-templated transcription. Bases 125 to 406 code for a protein of 93 amino acids. NCBI's taxonomy places the organism in Eukaryota, Viridiplantae, Streptophyta, Magnoliopsida, Myrtales, Myrtaceae.
CUUGAACUUUCCCUCUUCUUCGCCUCCUUCCUAUCUCCUUCCUCUCCUCGAACCCAAGACUCCUGCAUCUUCUCUUUUCAGCUUUGUUCAUCAGGGUUAGUUUCUCAACUUUUUUCUACCAAGAAUGUCUAACCGAAGGUCGUCGAGGACGCAGUCAGGUACUUCCUCGAGAAUCACCGAUGAUCAGAUGAUUGAACUCGUCUCCAAGCUCCGCCAGCUCCUUCCCGAGAUUCGCAAUAGCCGCUCCGACAAGGUUUCAGCUUCAAAGGUGUUGCAAGAGACGUGUAGCUACAUCAGAAGCUUGCAUAGGGAGGUCAACGACCUCAGCGAGCGACUGUCGCAGCUAUUGUCCACUGUUGAUGCCGAUAGUGCAGAAGCUGCCAUUAUUAGGAGCUUAAUCAUGUGAUCAAUAGCUUACUUCUAUAUUUAUCUAUUUCUCUCUCACUAGGGUCUUGGUCUAUCUUUCCAUCCAGAUGAAAGCCAGCCAGGAAAAUUUAGUCUGAUUUGAUUAUCCCAGUCACAAUAUAUAUGUAUUCAAUGUAAUUUCGUGGGUAGCUAUGCGCAAUCAAUGUAACAAUGAUGCUGUGAGAGUACUUUGUUUUUUGCUCUUUUUUAAGCUUUGUCCUGUGUGGCAGUACUAAUUAGCUGUCA